Messenger RNA from Rubroshorea leprosula, 1690 nucleotides. The record is from the annotation of a GenBank genome assembly. Lineage: Eukaryota; Viridiplantae; Streptophyta; Magnoliopsida; Malvales; Dipterocarpaceae.
AAAUUGUUACCGUUGGACAGGAUAUUUUCCCAAAACCCUCCCGAUGGGUCCAUCAACGACCGAGGACAGAUCGGAAAUUGCCUUCUUCGACGUCGAGAUCACCGGUCCCCGAUCCGGACAGGGCUUUUCUAUUCUCGAAUUUGGAGCCAUCCUAGUGUGCCCGAGGACGCUUCGGGAGCUCAAAAGCUAUUCCACCUUCGUCCGCCCCGCCGACCCCUCACGGAUGACCUCCUUCUCGGACCGUUGUAACGGCAUCACUCGAGAUAAAGUUGAGUGCGCUCCCUUCUUUGUCGACAUUGCCGACCAAGUCUAUGACAUCCUCCACGGACGUAUAUGGGCAGGGCAUAAUAUAAUUAAGUUUGAUUGUGCAAGAAUAAGGGAAGCAUUUGAUAAGAUUGGUCGACCAGCGCCAGUGCCCAAGGGGAUUAUUGACUCAUUGACAUUAUUGACUCAAAGAUUUGGAAGGAGAGCAGGUGACAUGAAGAUGGCCACUCUGGUGAACUACUUUGGUAUUGGAAAGCAGAGUCAUAGGAGCUUGGAUGAUGUUCACAUGAAUCUUGAAGUUCUCAAAUAUUGUGCAACCAUUUUGUUAUUGGAGUCAAGCCUUCCUGAUGUGCUCAAGGCAAACAAUUCAAUCUCCCCAAUUCGUGUCACAAGAAGUUGUUCUAAAAGCAAGUCAUCUUCUGAGGGGGUUGGUGAGAAUCUUCUGAGUUCAUCUCCCACUAGUCAAGAGGCUGGGGAGCAGAAUCCUAUAUUAUCUCUUGUGACUCACAGCGCUGCAGAAGUUUCAAAUUUGGUUGCAACUGAUACAACUCAUCAAGAUCCUUUUGACAUGCGCACACUUUCUGACGAAAUAGCAACUGAGGUCCUUCAGUCUAAUGCCAACAUUGGAGAGCAACAUGGGCCAGACUCUCCUAAUAUGUCUUCCACAGCAGCAAGCCCUGAGGGUUGCAGUGGCUUUGCAGGCUUUCUGGAGCCCGAUGAAGUUUCUCUGACUUCUCUUAGUGCAUGUCUUGUCCCAUGGUUUCAUGGUAGCCAAAAAAUAGAAUUAAUGCACAAAGAUGUUGCUUUGCAGCUUUUUUGUUCCCGUUUGAGGGUCAGGUUUGGAGUAAGUACAAAGUUUGUUGAUAACUUUGGCCGGCCACGGUUGAACUUUGUGGUUGAUGCAUCUCCAAGUUUGUGUAGAGUUCUGGAUGAAUGUGACAAAAUUGCACAAAAAUUUUCAGUGGAAUCUGGAAGCAAAUCUGAGUGGAGGCAUGUUGUGAUCAAGUUCGGAAAGUACAACUACCCUACCAUAAGAGUACACAUGCCCAUAAUGUUCAAUGGGGGUAUUGAGCAAAUCAUGACAGAGCUAUGUCAGAGAGAUUGUUCUGGGUCGACUCAAAAGGUUGUCUUCAUUGGACUUGAAACGGCAGAGCUGAUUAACUUGAUCAGGCCAGGGACAUUGGUGGAUGCAUUCUUCUCCUUUGGUUCAUAUGACUAUCAGGGGAGUGCAGGCAUCCGCUUGGUGGCUAAGAAAUUGAUUAUCCAUUCUGAGGAAUGAAGGUGAAAUGCUCUCUGAAAUCCAUUUCAGAAUCUUGCCUUAAAUCUUUUUCCCAGCUUGUUUGGUUUGAAGGGAAGUGAAGGGAGAGAGAUAAAUUUUCCUAUUUGAAUAACAACAAUUUGAGAAAAGUAAAGAAAAUGGAAAUUA